AUGGAUCUCAAUCCCACUCCCUUUCCAGUUAAAUCAAAAUAUAUGAAGCCUAAACCAACCAGGAAAAUCCCACAAGCCUCCAAAAUCAAUAAGGUUGAGCCUCUCGUUCAAAGUGAAAAACGAGUAUUUGGAACGGCCCGAAACCCCAACAUACCACAAAAAACAGCACCCACCAGAGGAAAACCCGCUACCCACCUGCAGAAAAAGACCUGCAGAAAAAGUGCGGAGAUAUGCAGCAAAUGCAGGUUUGACCGGCUCGAGACCUCACCGUAUUGGCUCUCCCAGAUCAGAUUGGCAGAAACUGUGGGGAAACACUCAGUUUCUGCUGUUUUCUUCCGGCUGGCAUUUGAUUGCCAUGCAGAGCCCUUCCGUAAUAUCCGACUCGAGCUCAAGAAGUACAUGGCAAGACACAAGCACUUGAAUGGGGAAGUAAAGUGGAAGAAGCUGUUGGUUAGCUAUGGACUCGUGAAAGAAGAAAGUAGUACAGGCGGUCAAGAAGUUAAGGCCGGCUUGGAAGAAAAGAAUGAACAAGUGAUCAUGGAAAUGAUGAAGUAA
Messenger RNA from Striga hermonthica, 555 nucleotides. The record is from the annotation of a GenBank genome assembly. Lineage: Eukaryota; Viridiplantae; Streptophyta; Magnoliopsida; Lamiales; Orobanchaceae.